AUGAACAACAGCCCAAAAAAUCUGUCUCUUCUGGGUCUGAAUGUAGGAGAAUUUUACAAGAUGGUCAGUGAGGCAGAUGAAACUGAUCUAAAUAUACACGUAUUGGCUGUCAUGCUACCACAUUAUGAUGGCUUGAGCUUGUGCACCAGUGUCUGUGAGGGUUUGCUUUUGUUUACAGCUUGCCUGCAGCUACAUUUUGAUCUCUGUUUCAGGCUCCUGUUAGUGUGUACUGCAUUUGGAGGAAUUGAAAUGGCUGUGUUUUUUUAUCAUUGCUCUCGGUCUGCUUCUAGUUUAGCUGCUGAAGUUAAACUUUUAUUGCAUCAUAGGCUUAUCACUGCUUUUUAUAUUUGCUGGGGAUGCCUUGUAUGGGUGCCUUCUAUAUAUACUUCUCCUGGCAUGUACCUGGUCAAUCAUCCUGUACACCUUGGAACUCAGUUGGCACUCUACAUCCUAGUAGCAGGCAUUCUUUGCAUAUACAUCAACUACGACUGUGAUAGGCAAAGGCAAGAGUUUCGCAGAACAAAUGGCAAAGCUUUGGUUUGGGGUAAAGCUCCAUCAAAGAUAACUGCCACUUACACUACCACAACUGGGGAAACAAAAAGCAGCAUUCUUUUAACUUCGGGAUGGUGGGGAUUAGCUCGACAUUUCCACUAUGUCCCAGAAAUAUUAGCUGCAUUUUUCUGGACUGUUCCAGCUCUUUUUAACCACGCUUUACCCUACUUUUAUGUGGUGUUUCUUACAAUCCUUCUCCUCGACCGGGCGAAAAGGGAUGAUGAUCGGUGCCGAUCCAAGUAUGGAAAAUACUGGAAAUCGUACUGCGAGAAGGUUAGGUACAGGGUCAUCCCCGGAAUUUACUGAGAAAAUGUUGCACAAGUGUUUGUUCUAUGUUGAGAAUGGCAUGUAUAUUCAGCCUUUCCAAAUUAAAUGAUGGCAGGCUGGUAUCAUGUUGUUGUUAUUGUUGUUUUUGUAAUGGUCAACUUUAUGGAUGUUGUAUUUCUCUCAUCUUCAAUGACCAAAAACUUUUCUUGUUUAGGAAAA
Messenger RNA from Humulus lupulus (European hop), 1038 nucleotides. Its product is annotated as 7-dehydrocholesterol reductase-like. Gene Ontology annotation, biological process: brassinosteroid biosynthetic process; sterol biosynthetic process. Gene Ontology annotation, cellular component: endoplasmic reticulum membrane. The record is from RefSeq and is a predicted model, not a curated record. NCBI's taxonomy places the organism in Eukaryota, Viridiplantae, Streptophyta, Magnoliopsida, Rosales, Cannabaceae. The transcript has 11 exons. Gene Ontology annotation, molecular function: oxidoreductase activity, acting on the CH-CH group of donors, NAD or NADP as acceptor. Bases 1 to 858 code for a protein of 285 amino acids.